AUUAACAUUUAUUGCUACUUUGGGAAAACUCGAUUACAGGCGCUGGGCGCGGCGCCCCUAUACCACAAUGCAUUGCCAUUGCCAUUGCAGAGCCGCCAUUUUAUGAGUCGCGCCAGAGCACUUAUGGCAUCAUCAGGACUCGGAUAGGGGAGAAGGCGCAGCACAGCCACCCCAUCAGCCACAUGGCUGGAGAGCCAUCAGCUCUCGUAAAACGGAUUUUGCGCUUAGUCAGGAUGCGUGCAGCAGUUUUAUGGGUUGCUCCAUUGAUGCCAGCACUCGGAAAAUGUAUACAGUUUUCUUUUACUACCUUUGCGCUCCACUGCGCAUGCAGCAUCCACUGGCUGCCAUAAAAUAUCGAAACGUUCGCAAUCAUAAAUGUUGAUGAGUGCAGGCACCCAAAUUGGGAUUGCACACAAGCAAGCUCAGAGAAUAUACGUAAGAGUGAGCUGAGAGUAGGCAGCUCGUGUCAGAGCGAAAGAGAAACUUGUCAGAAUUCGGAAGCAUAUCUGGGAAAAAUCUCCGGAAUGGAUAAAUAUAUUACAUUAUCGUUCAUCACCGUGUUCUGGCUGCUCUUUGCCUUGGUUGGUUGGUUGGUGGCCAUGCGAUUCAAGGACAGAGGAGUUAUCCGAUGCUGUGUCGUACUCACAGCUGCCUGCUGCUAUCUCGUCUGGCUGAUUACUUUUCUAAUGCAAAUGAAUCCUUUGGUGGGGCCGCGGGCUGAUCAAAAGGUAAUCUACGCCAUCAUGACCUACUGGCCCAACUCCUUCAUUCAUUCGGAAUCGGAUCCUUAAAACGAUAUACUCUCUCCGCUACUGAAAUAUCUUCACAUAUAUUUUCAAGUGGACAAAUAUGAAUGGUUUAAAUAGGCGCCUGCUAUUGAUGUACUGUACUGAAUGAGCUAACAAUUUCGGCGACCCGAAUGAUGAUUAAAUUAUAAAUGAUCUUUUA
Drosophila miranda is the source of this 948-nucleotide messenger RNA. RefSeq names its product V-type proton ATPase subunit e (gene VhaM9.7-d). The record is from RefSeq and is a predicted model, not a curated record. Gene Ontology annotation, biological process: proton transmembrane transport. Gene Ontology annotation, molecular function: proton-transporting ATPase activity, rotational mechanism. Gene Ontology annotation, cellular component: plasma membrane proton-transporting V-type ATPase complex; proton-transporting V-type ATPase, V0 domain. The transcript has a single exon. Bases 525 to 791 code for a protein of 88 amino acids. Lineage: Eukaryota; Metazoa; Arthropoda; Insecta; Diptera; Drosophilidae.